Messenger RNA from Carassius gibelio (silver crucian carp), 1688 nucleotides. RefSeq names its product protein inhibitor of activated STAT, 4b (gene pias4b). Gene Ontology annotation, molecular function: zinc ion binding; SUMO ligase activity; transcription coregulator activity. Gene Ontology annotation, biological process: protein sumoylation; regulation of transcription by RNA polymerase II. The record is from RefSeq and is a predicted model, not a curated record. The transcript has 11 exons. NCBI's taxonomy places the organism in Eukaryota, Metazoa, Chordata, Actinopteri, Cypriniformes, Cyprinidae. Bases 147 to 1520 code for a protein of 457 amino acids.
AUGAGCUGCUGUGGAACCCGCUGAUCUCACAGGUCACGUGACUCUCUGACUGAUGACGUACGCUCGCUGCUAGAGGCUCGAUUCAGGCGUGAUUCCACGCUUUUACGCGUUUUAUAUCUAUCUACGUUUGCUGAUUCUGUCUGAUCAUGUCCACAGAUGUGUUGGAAGCCACAGUGAUGCUGGAGGCCUUGCGUGUGACCGAGCUUCGUCUUCUGCUCUCCAAGAUGGGCAAGAGUAAAAGCGGCCUGAAGAAGGAUCUCAUGAAGAGAGUCGUGGAUCUCCUGCACAAUGAAUGCAAUCCUGAGCUUCUGUCUGCUGUCCGGGAGCUGCACAAACUCCGACAGGUUUCCAAAGACGCCCGCAGGAGCUCAAAGCCCAGUCCUGUACAAAUCAUCUCCAUGCCGGCGUGUGUCUCGCCCGAGAAUCUCCAGUCACCCGUAUCGAUCUCUACAGAACCUCAGAUGAUCAAACUGCCCUUCUACCAGACGCUGGACACCAUCCUGCCACCGGCUCCUCUGGUGCCCAUGUUUGAAGGAGCCAUGCAGAACUCAGAUUUCUUGUUUCAUCUCAGUGCGAGUCAACAAGCUCAGAUCCAGAACAGCAAGACAUCUCAGUCCGGUCUGACGUCUGUUCAAGUGGUGCUCAGGAUUUGCUAUAGUGAGAGCAUCGGCGUUGAAGAAGAUCAGUAUCCACCAAACAUCUGUGUUUCAGUUAAUCAUGCUAACUGUCUCAUAGAGUGUACCUAUUCAUCCACUAAAUUGGGGACUGAACCUUCUCGUCCGUGUCGACCGAUCGACCUCACACCUAGUUUAUACCUUACAUUCACAAACCGAUUCUCAGUGCUGUGGGGAAACUUCGGCAAGAGUUACACGGUGGCUGUGUAUCUGGUGCGGCUCGUGCCGUCUCAGGAUCUGUUGGAUCAUCUCCGCAGGACCGCGAUGGAGCAGCAGGAGCUCUGCAGACGGAGAGUUUCUGAGAAGUUGCGCUCUGAUCCAGAAAAAGAGAUUUCUACUACCGGUUUGCAGGUAUCGCUAAUUUGUCCACUAGCAAAGAUGCGUAUGAGUGUUCCCUGUCGAGCUCGAGGCUGUGCUCACCUGCAGUGCUUCGAUGCUUCCUUCUACCUGCAAAUGAACGAGAGGAAGCCCAGGUGGACGUGUCCCGUGUGCCACAGAUACGCUCCGUUUGAUGAGCUGCUCAUCGACAGUUUGCUGUGUGAUGUUUUGGAGAGCUGUGGUGAGGAUGAGGAGGAGAUUGAGUUUCUGUCUGACAGCAGCUGGAGAGCCGUGAGACACGACAGAAGCCACAAAAACAAAGAACGAGUUCAACAUCCACAGAUCAAUCGCAAGGUUAUCGUGGAUCUGACUCACUCUUCCUCCGACGAUGAGGGUUUCCACAAAGAAGAGACGGUUUCUACACAUUUAGAAGACAAAAGUGUGCACUUCAGGAAAUGUGGCACAGUUAAAACUCCUAAAGCAAAGAAGUCGAAAAACCCAGGGCCAAAGCUAUUAACUAAGCUUUAAAUAUUUUUAGUUUCUGUUUUCGUUUUUAAUAAAUGUUAAUAUUGCCUUAUUUUUAGCAAUGACAAUCUGAUGACUGAUGUGAACCUUUUGUCAUUCACUCAUUGUGAGGUGAAUAUAUGUUGUGUUUGUCUUCAUUGUGAUGGGAAUAAAGUUUCAUAAUCAAAUAAA